Molecule: messenger RNA, 3368 nt
Organism: Anguilla anguilla (European eel)
Lineage: Eukaryota; Metazoa; Chordata; Actinopteri; Anguilliformes; Anguillidae
Gene: ccdc107
Product: coiled-coil domain containing 107
Exons: 6
Coding region: 1290-2246 (318 amino acids)
Biological process (GO): synaptic transmission, cholinergic; protein localization to cell surface
Cellular component (GO): neuronal cell body; neuron projection; intracellular membrane-bounded organelle
Source: RefSeq, a predicted model, not a curated record
UUCCUGCAGCUGGAUUCAUACGGGAGAGGUAGUGAUUGUAUUGAGGCACUGAGAAAUGAAGUUUUGACCUGUGAUCUCGGGUAGCUGAGUAUCUCCUAAACGCCGCGUCAGCAUUGGAGCCCACCGCUGAGUAGGCCUAGUUUAUGAAAAUUCUGACUGAAAUUAAGUUUUAUGCACAGGGACACCCUUUUUCUUGAGUGUACGAUUCAGAUCUAAUUCAGGGAUAACUUAAACUUUCUUGUAUACUCAUCUCCUUGGUCCCUGUUAAGGGAAGGAUACCUCCUCUUCCCGCAAAUCACUGCGUGAAACUUCGUAUGUGGACAAGUGGAUGAGCUUGGUACGGGAUUUGUAGCGGUCACGGAACGCGUUACAAAAGCAAGAGAAUCUAGUAUCUGGAGUUCAUAACCAUUACAACACCCAAUUUCCUUCACAGCUCCGAGUCGUUUCACGUGUGCUAGCGUAGACUGUACUUGUUGCUUGUGAACUGUAAUAUGUUUCUUUCCGUGUCUCUGGCAAAACAGAUAAUUGAAUCUCAAGAGGCUCCUAUUAAUAGCACUACCAGCAGGCGAGGCAACAGCGCUUUCCAGUGGCCACACCGAUAUUUUCAGUUUCGCAGUACGAGUUAAGUGCGCUGUUUUACACCCUGCCUUGUUUAGGAAGCGAGAAAAAAAUUAAUAAAAAAUACCGAGCGAGGAAAUGGCGUCAAUAAAGCUUUGAUUAAUAUGUUCUCUGAAAUAGCAUCACGUGUGCACAUCGUGUAGCCUAAUUAAAUUUUAAAGAAUUUAUUCUAGAGGUUUGCUGUAAUUUUUCAGGAAUUCCUGAAUGUGCUACGUGAUGCACAGGUAGGGUAGGACUAUGGAUUAGGGAUAUGCAUUUGCUCCUUUUUCCUUUUUGCAACCACGGAAGCAAACAGUGACAUAUUUAAUAAUCUGUUUAGUAUACAGCAGCCAUUGUAAAUGCUGUCUGCAACUCCACAUAUAAAACACCAGUGUAAAAAAAACAACUCUCAGCAUUUUUCUUUGAUUGAACACAGGGUUCGACAUCGUUCGGUUGAAUCCGUCCACACGCUCGCUUUUUCAGAAGGUAACGUAACUUCCUUGUCAUCGACUCAGCCGAGGAUUGGUUAAUGCAACAGGAAGUGAUAAGUGUAAACGAGUUGACAGUUUCUUAUGUUUUCGACUUCCACUUCGCAGCGUGCAUUUAUUUUCGCGGUGUAUAAUAAAUCAAGCAAGGAUUUUAAAAAAAAGCUAAUAUCGCUUUGAAGUGCAGUUACUACUUGUCGUGGCAAAAUGGCUAUGUCGUCUUCUCAGCAGCUCGUGGUCGCUUUCACCGCUGUGCUUUUCGUGUUCGUGGUAUUCCCAAGGAUGUUUGGCAGCGGUGCAGGAUCAAAGGAAACAAGAGGCUUCGACCCUCGCUAUAACAGGAAAGGUCCAGGUCUCAGCCCGGGUCCACGAGGACAUCAGUUGAACGCGAACACGGCAGGAUCAAAGGGGCAGACAAUCGAGAACAUGCAGCAGAUGAGGAAAGUUAUGGAGCAGGAAAUGAAGAGCGAGAAAUACAAAGCGAACAGCAAGGGCUACGUCUUCACUCUUAUGCCGCUCUAUGCCAUCGGAGUAGGGAUCUUUGCGGUGUACAAGUUCAUAAAGAUUAAAUCAAAAGAGGACACCAAGACUGCAAAGGAGAAAACUGGCAAAGGUACAAAAAAGCCAGAGGAGACAGAAAACCAGCUGAAUGAACUGGAGCAGCGCUUGGCACAGACAGAAAAGAUGCUGAAUUCAAUACUCACUCAGCUGGAUCCACUGACAAACUGUGUGAAGUCUGUGGCAUUUGAGCAGAAGAACGAGAUCAUGUCCCAGCUGCAGAGCAUCAGGCACCUGAUGAAAAAGAGGGGCAUGGACUGUCCACCAAUCAACCUCGAAGAAUCCGGGUGCGAGAAGAACCUGGACGACCUCAUCGAGUCUCUGACCGCCCAGGAGCCGCGGCCGGAGGUCCCCGCGGCAGAGGAGGACGAGGGGAACGUCGGCGCCGAGGGCAGGACGGAGGGCGCUGAAGAAUCUCCUCUCGAGGACAAAGUAAACAAUGAGGAGGAGGAGGAGGAGGAGGAAGAGCAGGGAGGAGGAGGCUGCGACCAUGACCUCGACAUGCCCUCCUUAGAGGACUCCUGUGAGACAAACAUCGAGGAGGUCGGGAGACUUCCGAGCGAAAGUCUGGGAACUGGCCUGAGGCGACGCAACAGACCGGAAUGAAAACAUGUUUUUACUCUGGAUAUGAAUUUCUGAUUAUUUAUUUUUUUCAUGCGCAGUGUGGCGAUGGCCUGUUAGAAGACUCUUCCUCUUCACUGCAAGACACGUGUGGAAAUCCGGGAUGCAAAAAGCUUUGUUACUGCAUAUUUAUCGUGUGAAACCAUCAUAUUGUGAUGUAGUUAAGUGCUUCAUGACCGUUUUAUUACAUAAAGCUUUUAAAAUGCUGUCAUAUCAGAAUGCUGGCCUGUAGGAUUAAUAUCUGAAAGUUCUCAAUAAUAUAUAUUUGUAAUAUUUUUUAGAUAUGACUGCAAUGGCACGAGCCUCUUUUGGCAUGCACUGUGUUUGAAUGCAUAUAGUAUAUAUACACAUACUGCAUGCUGUCAUUGUUAGAAGUUUUAAUUCCCUAUCCUAAUGAAUGCAGUGUAUUUAUUGUGUGGGAUUAUUGCAAGUCGAGUACUCUUACCUGUCCAUGAACACGGGGGGUUGGUUUUACGGACACCCGCUGGCCAUUUCAAGAGCCGGUCUAGAAGGUCUGUUUCCACGCCACUCAGAUCUUGAACGCGUUAUAUUUAUGUGCACUUAUUCUUGAGUAUUUAUUAAGCAAAUGCUAUCGUGCAGCGAAACCUACCUUCAUUAGCCUAAUGGCUAAAUAAAGUCCCUCAGGGCUCUGACUCUCCUUGUAGAUCAUACAAUUUCAGACCUCAAUUUCAGGGAGAGCAACAAAUGAAGACCAGAAUAAUUUCUGAGUAAGAGAAAUCAAGAAAUUAGCCUCUACGCUAUUAAAUAAAUAACUGAUAAUGCCGGCUUUGAAUAAAUUUACACUAUCAAUCAAGACAUAAUUAGCCAUUUAUCAGUUUAACAAUUGUUGUAUGGACUUGGGAAAUAAGAAAAAAAGACAUAUAGAUGUCUUCACCACUACAGAUUCACAUUUGUUUGUCUAUAUUUUGUAUGGUAUGGCCUGUGAUAUAUUGUCUUAAACUGUCUUUCGAUUUUCUUCACAGAUAUUUGUGUGUGGACAGGAGCACUGUGGCAUUAUGAGAAGCAAACCAUUUUGAAAUAACUGAGUGAACACUAUGCCUUACUGAAAUAAAUUAUAUGGUUCACAUAAUAUACUUUAACCUUUCA